UAAAAUAAUGGCUCCCACCCCUUACGUAGUGCACUACGAAAGCGAUUUGUAAAAACACAUAACCACGCCCACUGACGUGCGGGGCGGGCGGGGGUUGGGGGAUCAUGGCAACCAUGGGAACCAUUGCACCCAGGAAGUGGGCGUUAAGUCAUGUCCAGGUCUGUGAUGAAGCCCCUGAGUGUUGGAGCUUCUCUUUCUGAGUCUCUCUCACUGCUGCACCGACACCUCCUGGUGGCCGAGGGACAGGGGGCAGAGCUGGCAAAGAAGCUGGGUGUCUCUGGAGAUGAACUGGGGGCGGAGUUGAUGGACAGCUCGCAAUCCGAGGCUCUGGUGGCAAGAGUGUGUCGCCUCGAGAGUCUCUUACACACCCUGAGGCUGAGCGUCUUCCGCAUCGAGACUGCGAGAGAGCUCAACUCGUCCCAUACAGUGCGUCUGCAGGUGCAAUUAGCGGCUCUCCAAGAGCAGAGUGAGGAGGAGCAGCGCUCCUCACAGCGGGAGGCAAUGCGUCUGAGGGAUCAGCUGCAGCAGGAGCGAGAGGAGGCGCACACACUACGGGAUCAGCUGCACGUCUCACACUGCUCUCAAAUGGACAUCGCUGUAGCAGCAGACGAGCUAAAGAAGGUCAAAGUUCAGCUGAGCCUGAAACUCCAUCAGAUGAAGAAGGAGCUGGUGCAGGAGACGGCGGCCCGUCUGGAGGCUGAGCAAUCUCAUGAUGCACUGCUGCAGAGAGUGAAGGAGAUGGAACAGGAGGUGGAGAGAGAGAAAGAACAGGUGAAGCUUCUUCAAGAAGACUGCCACGCCCUAAAUGUUGAGAGACAGGAGGUGAGGGCGGAGCUAGAGGAGAAGACAGAGCUUGUACAGAGCUUGAAGGAAGAGUGUGAGCAGCUGAGGCAGCAGUUAGAGAAGAAGGACAUUCUUGCAUCAGAUCUAUGCGUUGAGUUAAAGUGUGUGAGGAUAAUGCUGCAGAAGCAGCAACAGGAGAACAGUACACUACUCAGAGGCAGAGAAGAACUGAGAGCAGCUACAGAUAAAGUUCAGGCACUGAAUGAUCAGUUAGAGGUUCAGUGCUCUGAUCUGAGUUCAGCUCUUCGCUCUCUGACUGAGGAGAAAGCGCGACUGCAGGCCAGUCUGAAGCUAGAGCAGGAGCGCACUGCCCAGCAUCUGAAGGACAUGGACCUGCAGUUAGACAAAGCCAAAAGGAACAUGCAGUGUGAAGUGCAGGAAACUCUAGCAGAGAGACGCCUGCUAAACAAACAACUUGAAACUCUGAGGGCAGACCAUACCAAACUGCAAGACAGCUCAGCUGCUGCCUUGGACUCAGCUGUCAGUCAUCAGGAGCUGCUGGAGCGAACCAUCAAUCGGUUGCGGGGGGAGCUGAGCAACACAAUUAAAGAUGCGGAGACCAUGCAGAAAGAGAGGGAGAAGGUGAGUGCAGAGCUGGAUUGUGUGAGGACAAACUACCAACGUCUGCAGGAGCAACUCAAACAGGUGGAGGAAGAGUUACAGGUGAAGGAAUGCCAGAUGUGUGUGUUGCGCUCGGAGACAGAAUACGUUCAGCGAGAAAACCUCAGCCUGAAAGAUCAGCUACACAACACACACAUGAAGAACACUGAGACUCUGCAAACUGAACUGAUAGACAAACUGGAUGAGCUACACACACUCAGGAGACAAAGGGAGGCGGAGCUACACAAGGCAAAACAAGAGAUUAACCAAUUGACCAAGCAAGUCGAUGAACUCCAGAGAACAAAGCGUCAUGGGAGGAAGUCUGCUCAGCAGGAGGUGUGUGUACUGAAGAAAGCUCUCGACGGUGUGUCGUGUAGGCCAUGUGACCUCUCGCCAACCAGUUGGGAACUUCGGGAAAAAAUGCGUGAGCUGGAGAACCUCGUGUCCAAUCAGAACGCUCGAAUUAAAGCACAGAAGGUUCCACUAAAGCAGAGAAACAAGACAGAACUGAACAACUCGGCUACGUCUCAGUCACUGGAUCAGCUGCGUAACGGCAUUGCGUCCCUGCAGGCCGAACUGCUCGAUCUCUCCUCCAGCCAGCAGGAGGAGCUGCAUGCAGAAAGAUGCCUCACACACAUACUACAGGAGAAAUGCCAGAUGUUGGAGGAGUGUGUAGAGAAGCUGAAAGAGGAAAGGGAUGAAGCAGAACGGAAGAUGAAGGAGGUCAGCCUCGCGUCCCAGCAGAUAUCUGAGAACCUGCAGGAGGCGCACAGCUGGUUCCGCUCCAAAUUCGACAGCUUGGACGGUAGAUUGGAACAGGACCGGGCCCGGCUUCAGGAGCGAACCGGGGACUUCAGAGGUGACGGAAUUGAGACUUCACCUCCACCUGUGCAGGAUCCCGGCGAGGUGGUGUGUGUGGCUGAGCCUGAGCUGGAACGCUGGGCUUUUACACUACAGCGCUGGGAGACGAAGAAAGAGCUGGACCGCAUGGCCAACGGCUACAAAGCUGCAGCACGAACACACUCGCUGACAUAGCACACACACACACACACACACACACAUACUACAAAAAUGUGCCUUAGUACAGGAACUCAAGCGUAUGUCCUCAGGAUCUCAUAUUUAUUUAUUGUUAAAAACAGAUGAAAAUGAAUAUACAUUUCUAUAUAACUGUGUGACAGUUUUGAAACCAAUCAAAUCAUUGAGUGUUUUUGCUUCAUGUUAUAAACCUAAUACUAAUACUCCAUUAGUUAGAAAUUGCUAGUUGCAGUUGCUAGCCUGUUGUUUUGUUCUUUCUGCUGCCUUGAGAGAACUGUGUUAGCUAGCUAAAUGAUUAGCCUCAGUCAUUAGCUAGUCUGACGUGUAAAUGUAACCGCUUUAAUGAUAAGCGUAUCACGUGUGUAAGUGUAUCGUUCCAUUCCCAAAUUUAUCUUGUUUUAACGUACACUCAUGGGUGAUCAGUCAGCGCUAAGCACCGUGUUAUUUUGGUUAGCACUAUGCAGCUGCUAGUCAUCCAUCCGACUGCUAGGUACCAGUUAAAUCUUUAAACAGAGAUGUUUCAGUGUGUCUAAACCAGGGGUGUCCAAUCUUAUCCGGACAGGGCCGGUGUGGGCGCAGGUUUUCAUUCCAACCAAGCAGAAGCCACACCUGAAUCUAUUGAAAGCCAAGAUCAACUGAUUAAACAGGUGGAAUCAGGUGUGACUUCUGCUUGGUUGGAAUGAAAACCUGCUCCCACACCGGCCCUUUCCGGAUAAGAUUGGACACCCCUGGUCUAAACCAUAAUAUUAAUAAAUCUGUAACUGAAUAAAGUAUUCUAACAGCUGUAUGUAAUGGAAUAAAAUGCUUGGGGGUGUGCUGUUAUAGGGAAAUAAUCCACGACACGGAGGUGGAGUUACCUUUACCACCGAAAAUCUGUUCCUUCAAAGUUACAGUGCUGACUGUUACUAUCGACUCCUUUCCAUACACGUAAACGUCUCCUUACAGAAAACGGCACGGUUAUACGGGUACGGUGGUUACUAUAGGAACAAGAACGCAUUCGAAUAAGCACGUUAAGAUAAACUUGUCAAGGCUGCUGCUACUGAAAAUUCAAAAUCAACACCUUCUGAACCAAUCAGAAAACGAGAAUUCAACACCCUUCCUUCUUCUUCUGGCUAGAACUGUCUGGUUAAAAAAAUAAAUAAAUAAAGUUGUGAAAUUUGGCACAGUGA
This is a messenger RNA of Ictalurus punctatus (channel catfish), 3647 nucleotides long. It is a transcript of the gene ccdc150, whose product is annotated as coiled-coil domain containing 150. NCBI's taxonomy places the organism in Eukaryota, Metazoa, Chordata, Actinopteri, Siluriformes, Ictaluridae. The transcript is spliced from 20 exons. The coding region runs from base 151 to 2478 and encodes 775 amino acids. The record is from RefSeq and is a predicted model, not a curated record.